Molecule: messenger RNA, 2043 nt
Organism: Eurytemora carolleeae
Lineage: Eukaryota; Metazoa; Arthropoda; Copepoda; Calanoida; Temoridae
Exons: 14
Coding region: 1-1098 (365 amino acids)
Cellular component (GO): cytoplasm
Source: RefSeq, a predicted model, not a curated record
AUGUCCUGGCCCCUUGACUUUGACACCGACUGCCUGUGUUCUCAUAAAUUGGUCCUUCUAGAACAGAUAGAGAGCCAGAACCUACCGGAGAAAUGGGGCGGAACUAGAGAACUGGGACAGUUGUCAAAUGAACCGCAUGCGGGAGACAUCUGUAUGGGAGGGGAAGUGCCUCUCUACUAUAAAUCAACUACGAAAAGUAUAGACGAUGUGAAAGGUUUGAACUCUAUUUACAAGCAGAGUAUAGUUGCUGGUUCCAUCUUUACUCUCAAAUACCCUGUCAGAGUGCAGAGUAAUCUAAUCUGGAAGUUUCGAAUAGAAGGAGGAGAAAUAGAGUUUGGAAUACAACGAAGAAGAGUCAGAUCUGUAGAAGAAAGUCCAGACUCCAAAAGUUCGUUGAAUUCUGAAGAACCAGAAGUGCCUGCCUUACCUGAAAAUGAAGCUCAGAGUUUUCAAAAGAAGAAACCCUCAACAUCGACAAAUUCUGAAAAAGAUGUGAUUGGUGCCCUAGACCAACCAUCUGUAAACAUGGAUGAAAAAGAAACCAGCACUACCUCGCCAUUGAAGGAACAAGACGAGUCUCAGUCAGCCCCUAGACACAACCCACUCCUAGACUCUAGCAGAUACCAAGAGCCAAGUGAUCUCAAGAAAGCAAUAACAGACCAGCUGACCUCGGAGCUAGUUCUCAUGAAGAAAGAGAGUGACGCCUUGAAACAGAUUAAGGAUAGAACAGAGGAGAAGAUUGAUUUGUUUGAUGAGACUGACGAAGAUGAAAAUAUUCCUCUGGAGAAUAUUUUUCAGAAAGUCAAGGUGUUGAGCAAGGAUUCCCAAGGGGGGUGCUUGACUUGUGAUCCUGGGUAUGUGUACACACUCACAUUUGAUAACAGUGAGUCAAUGUUUCGGUCAAGGAAACUAUUCUACUCCGUUAAUCUAGAAGAUACUCUCAAGAAGAAGGAGGACACUGUAAUAGCUGAAACAGGGGAGCAGAGAAGUAUGGGAAUGGCUGAUCUAAUGAACUUUGUCAAAGAUCUAAUAGAGAUGGAGGAAAAGAAAAAAAAUGGUUUGCUCCAGCCGUCGACUACGAAGAAUACUGCAGUAUAAUUACUGUACAAAGAUACAGGAUAUUUACACUCAAGCAUUAUUUAGCAUUCCGUUUGUUGACAAAAUGCAAAAAUUUCAAAAAAAAUUACGAAAAUUUUUGUUUUUUUACGGGAAAAUGUCCCUUAUUUUGUUUUCGCUUUCUUUCGAAAAAUUCAUUUUCGCGAAAAAGUUUACUAAAUACGAAAGAAAAUUUUCGCUAAAUUUUGAACUUUUUUGCAAAAAUUUAUGUUGAAGAAAAAGAUACAGAUAGAUCAUUUGUAAAUGUUUAUGUCCAACAUUUUUAUACUUCUCCUUAAUUCAUAAGCUUGGAUCAGAUUAAAAUUAUGUUAGCAUUUACUCAGGAUUAAAAAAGUAAUAAAAAUAGUCACAACCAGUGAGUCUCUUCAUUAGGGGAGUUUGUCACUAAAAGAGAAAAAAUAAAGAACUCGGACAUGCAGUGCCACAAUUACAACUUCACACAUACAAGCUGCGAAUAUGGAAACUAACAAUUUGUAUAUCAUUUGCCACUAAAUUGGAUUGGAUUCAUGUUUUCAAUAUUCUCGUUGGGAAUAAUUACCUGGGCCCAUAUCCUUGGUUGCUUGGUUGAUUUUAAAUAACUUUUAGAAACUUAUUAUUUUUCUUUUUUGAUUUUCACAUUGUAUUUUGACUUUCAACGACAAUUCUAAAACGAUAUUUGGAAAAAUGUUUGAUUUUUUUCAAUAUCAUUUUUCAAAGACGUUUAAUUCUUUAAAUAAUAGAUACAGCUGCAUCUAGAUUUUUAAUAUAUUCAGGGCUGGUCAUUUAAUAAUUUCAUGUUGUAUAAAAUUUACGCUGUUUAAUCUUUAGAAGACUGAAAGAUUUCCUUCAAAUGUAGAAAAUCAUCCAAACUUAUGAUUUAUUAACAAGUUUGUGUAAAAUUCAGGAUAAAACAGAAGUUUAAAAUCAAUUAAUCAAUGUAUGUAAUUC